AUGACCAAGAAUCAGAAGACUGUGUGUAUAAUUGGCGGUGGACCUGGUGGGUUGGCUGCUGCAAGAGUGUUAUCUAAGGACUUCCCUGAAGCUAAGAUUACGUUGAUCGAGAAAGAAGAGGAUGUUGGUGGUGUAUGGUAUUAUCCCGAGAAUAAUAAAGAAGGUAGAGUCAUGUAUGAUUACCUUGAGACCAAUUUAUCUAAGGACCUGAUGAAAUUCAGUGGCUUUCCCUUCAAGGAUGAUGUCCCUUUUUACCCUAGAAAGAAUCAAGUGUUCGAUUACUUAAAGGAAUAUUAUCAAACGUACAUCAAAAACCACUCUAAUGUUGACAUUGAGCUUGAGACCGAGGUGAUUAACGUUGAUAAGAAGUCUGAUAAGUGGAUUGUUACCACGAAACACGCCAAUUCAGAGACAGUAAGGGAAUUAGAUUUUGUCAUUGUCUCAAAUGGUCACUUUAAAGAACCAAAAUACCCUAAGGAUGUCUUUGGGUUAGAUUCAUGGCUAUCCAAUGGUAAAGCCUUCCACUCAAAGGAUUUCUACAAUUGUGAAUUUGCCAAGGACAAAAAAAUUAUUGUUGUAGGUAAUGGAAGUUCAGGUUCAGAUAUUGCCAACCAGAUUAGUACAGUGGCUGCCAAAGUAUAUGUGAGUGUCACAAAUGUGGAAGAUUUCAAGGAUAAGAAUAAUGACCCCGAGUUUAUAGUAGAAUACAUUCCAAAGAUCAAGAGUGUUGGUGGUGACGAUUCCUCUGUUAAAUUGGAGGAUGGCAGAGUCAUAGAGAACAUCGACUAUAUCAUAUAUGCAACCGGAUACUUGUAUUCCCUUCCAUUUUUUGCUAGCCACAUCUCUGAGAAGCUUCUGAAGCAAGAUCAAUCUGGUAUCACUAACUUGUGGGAACAAUGUGUAUACAAGGAGGACCCUACACUAGGAUUCCUGCUGCUUUCGAUAAUGGUUGUCCCUUUCCCACUCGCCGAAUCACAAUCCACCAUCCUUUCUCAGGUAUUCCAAGGCAACAUUGAUAUCGCUACUGUAACUCCUAGUAGAGACGAAGUUGAACACGAGAAAAACUACGGCCAUAAUUUCCCAAAGUUGUCGGAUAUUGAUUUCUACCGUGAACUACAAGAUAUACUGGACAAGCAUGGUUCAAACACAUUCAAACCAGUAGUAUGGGAUGAAGUCUACGAAAAGAAAAGAAAGGAAUCCGCAGAGGUCAAGCAACAAAGAAAUGAAUACUUGGCAAAGCACGCUCAAAAGCUACACAAGGAGAACCGUCCAUACUAUUUACCUGAUAAUUUCUAG
Molecule: messenger RNA, 1296 nt
Organism: Nakaseomyces glabratus
Lineage: Eukaryota; Fungi; Ascomycota; Saccharomycetes; Saccharomycetales; Saccharomycetaceae
Gene: FMO1
Product: N,N-dimethylaniline monooxygenase
Molecular function (GO): N,N-dimethylaniline monooxygenase activity; flavin adenine dinucleotide binding; NADP binding
Source: RefSeq, a predicted model, not a curated record